Messenger RNA from Plectropomus leopardus (leopard coralgrouper), 1031 nucleotides. Lineage: Eukaryota; Metazoa; Chordata; Actinopteri; Perciformes; Serranidae. The record is from RefSeq and is a predicted model, not a curated record.
CCGCGGCGGAGCGCUAACACCGCGAGCCGCCGCCGGAUCCCCCCGCAAACACCGCAGAUUUACGCGUCUCCGCCUCAGACGGAGACCUCAUCACGCGUCUAAAUAUAAGAUGGCAUCGCCAUUUAAAAUCCCCAAAAAGAAACAGAUGUCAGCUGCUGACUCCGCCCCCCUGCACGCAUCACCGCUGUCCCGCCUCCAGAGCCCCGCCCCCAACCUUAAGGGUUACGAGGGCGGGUUCAGCAGAGGCGGAGCUGACAGCGUGCAUGCUGGGAGCAGACUGAGCACGCCGUCUCGGCCGUUCUUCAGGGACUACGUCAAAACGCUGCUGGGAAUCAAGUCUCCCAGCGGAGGGACGCCGGCGGCCAAUCAGAGAGGGUGCGGCGGGCAGAGGGCGGAGUCGUUGUCAAACGGCAGGUGGCGUCCGAAGAGAGCGUCAGACCGCCUGCUGCAGCCUGCGUCUCCACCACAGAAGAAGAAAACGCAGCUCAGCGGCUCGUCGGCUCGAAGGAUCUCUGUGACGUCAUGUGACUCUCUGGCAGAGCUGCGAGGAGAGGAGCAUGCUGGGAGUUUGAGUCCCUGGCCGGAGGGAGAGAGGAGCUGGAGGAGGGAGGAGUCCGGCCGCCGGGACGCGGUCGAGAGGAAGAGCGACGCAGGAAGCUCUCCCGAACCUCUAAAUCAGCAGCAGAAGAAGAAGUCGCCGGCCUCCGGUUCAGACCAGGACUCAGAGGACGUCUUCACGUUUCCGUCCAGAAACAAACCGUCUUCAACCUCACUGAGGACGCCGGCCGGCGAGGGGCGGGGCCAGGGGCGGAGUCUGGAGCGGGCGCCGCUGCUGACGGCGAGCGGCCUGAUGGAGGAGCGGCGGGAGAAAGAGAGGGAGCGAUGGAGGGAGUUCAGAGAGAAGAAGAAGAAGAACAGAUCAGCUGUUCUGCAGCCUCGACCCAAAAAACCCAAACAGACGCCGACAGAACCCAGUGAGUCCAACCUGUAAACAACAACAGCAACAACAAUAACAACAACAAUAACAACAA